Dendroctonus ponderosae (mountain pine beetle) is the source of this 997-nucleotide messenger RNA. RefSeq lists its product as uncharacterized. The transcript is spliced from 5 exons. The coding region runs from base 1 to 933 and encodes 310 amino acids. Lineage: Eukaryota; Metazoa; Arthropoda; Insecta; Coleoptera; Curculionidae. The record is from RefSeq and is a predicted model, not a curated record.
AUGAUAUUCAAUCAAUUGUUCUUGUCUUGCCUUGUUCUUCUGAUUCUUCUAAUAGAAGGAAAAUGUCAAGAGAAAUUUGAGAUUUCAGCAGAAAAAAACGAAAUUCCUUACGAAAAAGAUGACGAAACAAAAAUGUACAAGUCCAGUGGAAAACCUGCUCUAGUUAUCAAAGAGCCACAGUACGAACUGAAAACACCAUCCCAAGAGAUUAAAGAACAGAUCAUGAAAGCUGAAGAAAAGGAAACUGUGGUUCCACAAGCAUCGUUAAGCCAAAAAGUUGAAAACUCUACUCGUGAGCCAAGACGAGAAAUCAUUGACGAAGAAGCAUCAAUCGUUCCCCUGAUAUGCCCACAUAAAGAUGCGUCUAAGCCCCUAUUUUCUUUGCCGUGUUUUUCCAACAACAAUUGCGGCUUUCUUGGUAAAGAUAUGUUGUGUUGUGAUGGAAGAUGUUUGAAGGGCAUCAAAAAACCUAAAGGUGACCCGCACCAUGACCCCAUAUUCUUUGGAAUAAUAGAACGAAAGUGCCCAGACUAUCCCCUAACCGAAUUAUCCGAAGUUAAAGAAUGUAUAACUGAUGAUGAAUGUUCUCCACGGAUUUGUUGUGGAGAAACGUUGCGCACUGGCGAAAAGGCUAGAUAUUGUAGAACACCGAUACCAGUAUGGGAUACUCUGCCGUUACCAUCACCAGUUUUAGAACCUUUGAAAACAAUAACCAGCUAUAUGCAAUGCACUCCGCCUCCACCUGCUCAAUUAGAUUUAUAUCCAAAAACUUGUCAAAACCUGAUGGAUUGUUUCCCGAAUUUAUGUUGCCAAGAGAAGGGCAAAAAGUUUUGCCGGCCGCCAAAAAGAUCUCUUUUAGCUUUAGUUGCCGAAUUAGGCCAAAGAAUUAUACCAGAAGACGCUGCCAGAAAGUUUAUUGAAAGAUUAUCAUAAAGACCAUUGUGAAUUCAGGUUUAACAUUAAGAAAUGUUUGUAAAUAAAAAAAUGUUUUAUUUUC